Molecule: messenger RNA, 9849 nt
Organism: Porites evermanni
Lineage: Eukaryota; Metazoa; Cnidaria; Anthozoa; Scleractinia; Poritidae
Source: the annotation of a GenBank genome assembly
AUGGCCGAUCGCGUCGAUAGAGAAACUGGCGGAUUUGAAGCUGAAUUUCUUGUGCCGUUACCAGAAGAAUACGAAUGUCCAAUUUGUCAACUAGCGUUUCGCGACCCUGUUCAAAUCGAAGACUGUGGUCACAGAUUUUGCCAGUCUUGUCUUCAAGAGCUAAAACGAAGGUAGAGAAUAUCUUUUUAUACGAUAUAUCCUUGUUCAUGUUUGCAUGGUUCCAAAAAUGUUAAUGUUUUGAAUUCAAAACCGCCAAAUUGUGUGUAGUAAAUAAAAGCACGAACGUGGAAGCGCGUAAUUAUGCUUGAAAAUGGAAUCGAGGAUGAUUUUAUGGAAAUUCUCAAUUGGCGUUGUUUUUAUAUCUUACUGUUAGAAUGGUGAAAAUUGGAUUAAUCUCUGAUAUGCGCCGUUUUAAGAUAUUAAAUUCACUUUCACUGACAUAUGUUUUCCAUGUUUUUAUUUUACGUAAAAUCAAGGCAGGGAAGUCCUUGUUUAUGCCCGUUGGACAGAAAACCUAUAUCAUCCUCUAAGGUAAUGUAUAACCUUAGCAAAAGUUGAAACCGGCUGAGUUUUGUUGUAUAAUUUGUUUAACUUUUGUUUCUGCGAUUUUUUUGUCUCUCCAUCAUACUCAAACUUCAAUGGUAACGUCUGCAAAGCGCUUAAAUUGUGUUACUUUCCAAUCGAUCACAGUUUAAGUUUUGAAUUAUGAAGAUUCACCGGUUUUUUUAUACAGUCUAUAAAAAAAUAAAGUUAACUGUUAUCUGAUUUUCGCGAUUUUUGAGCAGGUCAAUUUUGGACCAAAUGCCCGCUAGCGGGAAUAGUUUAAUCUGAAUAUUCUGAUAAGCUUUGUAUAGACACAUCAUUUAGCAACCGCAAGCUUAAUAUUCAAUUCAUAUUUCUGAAAAAUUCUGACCUGAACUGAGGGCGGAAGAAUUUAUGUCAGCAGUAUAUUAGAAAUCUAGAAAGAUUUGUGAGUAACGACUUAGCAAGAAGAAAAAUAUAGCAGGCAAUUUCGAUGCCUCUGUGAAUUUGUUCUCAGUUCUUUGAUAAAUAGCUCUGUAUGGUUUUUACGGGCUUAGAGCCUGAUACAUAUCUAACCUAUUUCGCGGGAUUCUACUGCUUUGGCUUACUAUACGUGGAUCUGGACAAAUAACUAUAAAACGAAAAGUUUUAAAAUCGAAGAAGCGAGAUCCACUCUUUACCCAAAGGAAGCGUCGACGAUUCUACCCUCGAUAACCUCUUCGCAGUGCUAUAAACGGGGUAUAAUUUUGAUGAAAUUAAAACCACUUCGAUAGUUUUUUUUUAUUGAGAGCCAAAGAAACCAUAUUGAUUUAUUUUGGUUUAGUUCGUAACUUGAUGUGUUGUUUACUUGCAAUCAAAGAGAAUAUUUUUUUUCCCAUUUAUUUACUCUUUCUUUCAUUAUUUCUACAGAUUUUUGUCGACAAGGCAGCCAAACGUGCUGUACUGUCUCUUGGCGUUAAAUGUGUGAACUGGAAAAGAAAGUGUGAUUGGACGGGGGAUUUGAUAUAUGUUGAGGUAAGCGGACUACACACGUCCUGACUUUAUCCUCUGUAAGUGCGAAAUUAAGUCUCCUAUUUGCAUGAAGCGUGAAGUAAUUAUAUUCUUGCAAAGUACUGUCAAUACGCUUUAAACUUACCCGUGUUAUUUUCAGUCGCACUUGAAAAGAGAUCAGAUCAGACGAGAUCUGCGUUUUUUAUAAUGCUAUGUUUACAGGUAAAGCAGAUGCUUGGCGUUCGAAAUCACGUGACUAAUGACUUAAGCUCUUUCAGUUUCAGAUUUCCUUUGUUAUUCUUUGUUGCAAUUAUAGCGUGUUUGAAUAAUGUUUCAAAGAAAUGAACACACCGAUGUGAUUAAUCUUUUGUUAUAGAACAAACAUCAAUGAAAGCUUAUGAUCUGUUCUCAAAAAUAUAAUCGAAGCUAGCAUGCUGUAGAGAACACAAGAUCAAUUUCAUUCGUGAAAAAGAUCAAUUUUUAAUGCCUUGCAAUAAACUGGCUGUUUAAAUAUCGACCAAAGAUUACACUUCGAGGGCGUGAACAUGUAUGAAUUUUCUUCUUUUGUGUUUCUCAGUCUGACCAAGAAGCUGAAAAAGUAAACUUAUUUUAUCCAGAGGAAGUGUCUUAUUUACAUUAGUUGGCAAAAUCUCGUUUGCCCUUGACACGGUUUCCUUUAAAAAUAGAUUUGCUUUGUUUAAUUGUCAGUUCAACUCUACGAUUUCUGUGUAAAGCAAACAACUCUCUUAUACCCAAAAAAUAUCUUAAACACAAACAGAAGCAAUGUACUUAGAUAAGAGAUCGUGACUCCCUGCCAAACAAAACUUCGGAUUCUUGAGAGAGAUUCGAGGUAAACGCCGUCUAAUUCCUGUACUGUUCGAGUUGUUUCAUUGUUCACUUUUUUUUUUUUGUAAGUAAGCAGACGAAAACGGUAGACGCGAGUAGAACUCGUGCACACCAAAACAAAAGCUUACAACCAAGUCAAAGAGAAACGUACAAGGCGCUCUAUUACCUAAAAUUUAUAAAAUACCCAACGGACAAAAAAUUUUUUCUUUAGGUAGACUUUUCCUUUGGUAUGUGUUAAAUAUUAAAUGAGCCAACCAUUAGAAACAGCGUUGAUCAGCAGGAAAAAAAAUUUCAUUAAAAAGGUGGACAUCGUAAAAAUGUUACAACUUAAGUUGAGAUCUGCUCUCUUCACUUGAGGAUAUUCUCAUAGCACGUGUCUAGCCAUAGAAACAAGCAAUUCGAUACAACAAAUUAUGUUUGGCCUGAUGAAGAGUUCUUUUGCAUGGUUGUCAUCCAUUUUCGGGCGAUUCAUCUGAUCUGACCAUUUAUUUUUCGUAUUCUUGGUUGGAAUCAUCCCCAAUUGCGUCAAUCUUUGCGUGAGUCUGUGUCGUUUUUUAGGUUGGAGUUAGUCCAAGGAAGUUGACAGUUCUUUUACUCCUCUACUUUUUUGUAUCUCUGUUGUAAUCGUUCCAAAAUCAUAUCAAUAUUCCUCUGCUUUUCUUGCGAACUCUAUGCAAUACUGAACUGAUCUCUUAGUGAAAUUUGAUGAGUCUUUACUAUGCUUCGUUUGCAUCUAGAUCUUACACUGGUAAGCAUUACUUAAAUGGUAAACCCAGCAAAAAACAUUGUUUAUUACGCAUUCCUCUACUGGUCAAGUCAUUCUCUUAUCUGUCUUUUAUGUUAUUUCAGACUAUUUUAGUUUGCAGUCGUUAAUUCUUCUUUUAAUUCAGUGAAACUCAAAAGAAAAGAGGCCAUGAGUUUUAAGUUUGAUUACCAGAGUAAACGUCCAUAGCUUUCCGAUCAUUCAUUGUUUUGGGUUCUUUUGAAAGCCUAAACUUCAUUUCUACUUGUUUGGCAACCCUCAUCCUCGAUAAACGUUCUUAAUGCCAAAAAUUCAUAAUUAGGUAACGAACUGAUGAAAACGAAGCUAACGACGAUCAGUCAAUAGAAAAUAUCAUGUGCUUUCCAGUUCCCAGCUGAACAGACUAAAGUGUUCACUUGUAGGAUUUAUUUAUCGUUUAAAACUCGUGUCUGUCUAGAUACACGAUCAACUAGAGAGAAAGAUUUGCAUGACAAGGCCACUCCCAGCUAGGCGAAGACCUUAGUGAGCAGGCUAAAUACAAAACCUUUUUUGUGUGAAAAAGAGUUUUAUUGCAUUAGAACUCUAAAAAAUCGUUUUCAUAUCAAUAGCUUCCCAUUUAGCCUCGCCUUGAAACAGAGGCUUGGGGCGACUUGGAAAUAGCCUAUUCGCUGGUUAUUUAUUAAAUAUGACAAACCAGGAGUCCAUAACCCGGCAAGAGAGACUUCUACAUACUCGCGUCACAGCGUUUUCACUGGACAGUUUAUUUUUAGAACGAUUAUGCGCGAAUCUAGAACAUCUUUUAUUCCCCACAAACCAGUUAGUAAAAACCUCCAGUCCUAUAAAUAGUAUUUGUGACCUUUUAAUAACGCUUUGUUUUACUUUUUCAUAUCUUAUAAUUUGAAUGUACUUAUAGAAGGAGCGGAGCUUCCUUUCCGAGGGAAAAAGAGCUCUCUAAUGUAUCUAAAAAUAAACCAGUCAAUGAAAACUUCGUGACAUUAGCCUGCUUAAUAGGCGUUAUUUUCUGGCGUUUUUCAGGCGUGCGAAAGCGAGCAAGGAAACCUAGUAUGGAAGUUACUCGCUUCGGGUUAUGGGCUCCAAUGUCUCCUACGCGAACUCAUGCAAGACUACAAGGCGAACAUUUUUAUUUAACAAUUUGUUUCAAUUUUGUUGUUUUUGCAGGAGCAUAUGAAAAACUGUGCAUAUGAAGAUGUACAUUGUACAAAUCCUGAGUGCAAUGAAGUAAUGCCUCGCCGCGCCUUACAGUACCAUUUAGUGUCAAAGUGCCGCUGGAGGGUGGUGUCGUGUCANUUUUUGUGUGAAAAAGAGUUUUAUUGCAUUAGAACUCUAGAAAUUCGUUUUCAUAUCAAUAGCUUCCCAUUUAGCCUCGCCUUGAAACAGAGGCUUGGAGCGACUUGGAAAUAGCCUAUUCGCUGGUUAUUUAUUAAAUAUGACAAACCAGGAGCCCAUAACCCGGCAAGAGAGACUUCUACAUACUCGCGUCACAGCGUUUUCACCGGCCAGUUUAUUUUUAGAACGAUUAUGCGCGAAUUUAGAACAUCUUUUAUUCCCCACAAACCAGUUAGUAAAAACCUCCAGACCUAUAAUGGGAAUUUGUGACCUUUUAAUGACGCUUUGUUUUACUUUUUCAUAUCUUAUAAUUUGAAUGUACUUAUAGAAGGAGCGGAGCUUCCUUUCUGAGGGAAAAAGAGCUCUCUAAUGUAUCUAAAAAUAAACCAGUCAAUGAAAACUUCGUGACUUUAGCCUGCUUAAUAGGCGUUAUUUUCUGGCGUUUUUCAGGCGUGCGAAAGCGAGCAAGGAGGCCUAGUAUGGAAGUUACUCGUUACGGGUUAUGGGCUCCUCUGCCUCCUACGCGAACUCAUGCAAGUCUACACGGCGAACAUUUUUAUUUGACAAUUUGUUGCAAUGUUGUUGUUUUUGCAGGAGCAUAUGAAAAACUGUGCAUAUGAAGAUGUACAUUGUACAAAUCCUGAGUGCAAUGAAGUAAUGCCUCGCCGCGCCUUACAGUACCAUUUAGUGUCAAAGUGCCGCUGGAGGGUGGUGUCGUGUCAUUUUUGCGCUGAGAUGUACACAUACAAGGACAGUAAGGUAACGUCUAAACAGCUCAGAACCCUUUACGGUGACUUCCCAGGCCUUCUCGGUCAAUGUAUUUCGGCGACGUAUCCGAGACGAACAGCCCGAAACGCGAAACGCACCCAGCGGUCGCGUAGAAUAUUGAGGCGUAGGGACUAGGUAACUCAGAACCUUGAAUUUUAGUUUUUUGGGGAAGGAUUGAUUCUCUCAUGCAUUACAGCCUUGAAGCGCGUUUGGAAGUGGUUAAUUCAAUAAUUAUUCUCUUAGCCUGCAAGCCAGUUGUCCAUUUAGGGGAUAUCGCGAGAAAACACGUGUGAGCGGCGCGCGAAAGAAGACUUAAGAGCAACGAGCUUUGCCGCUCGCUCGCAGGCUAUUAUCCUCUUUAUAAUACAAUUGAUUCCCUUCAUGGCGAACGUUCUGUGAGCACCCGGCCACUCUUGUGUCAGGUAAACAUCAGCUUUUUGACGGGCAUUUUCGUCCGCGUAAUGCAAAGCCCGUAUGAUAAGAGGUCAUGGUCUUUGACAGUUUUUCCUUUAUCGCACAGUUUUUCUAACGUAGAUUGUCGGCGAGGGAUUCCAAAACUGCGUUUAAGUGAAAAAAUAUCUCAAGCAAUUUCUCUGAAAGAUGGUCGUUGAACGAGGUGAUAGGUUAUGGCAUUCGAAGGACAAACGGGAAACUGUGGUAUUGCAGCGCGACGCGUAAGAAAAAAAAAACUGUCUCGUACCUAACUUAAUUUAAUAAGGAACAAAGUGACCACAACAAAGGACCCACAAAGUGGAUUUAGGCGCUCUUCGACAGGGCUCUCUCGUGCAAAAAAACCUUACUUUUGUCCCUUACGUUAAGUGGCUAGUGUGUCACUUAUAAAGCUCUUACAAAACUCGUUGAUAUUCGGGCAGAAGAAUAGAUGCAUGCUUGCCAAAAUGUUACUUUCUGAUUAGUGUGUAAGAAGGCCAGUAAGAACUAAAUACUUUCUUGCGGGCGACAGAAGGAGCCCGCAAUUGUAAUUUCCAGGUUGCCCUAUGCUUGCGGCAGGUAUGUAGCAUGCAUUCGUUUGGACUUCCUCUAAGAAUAUACGAUGUAAGCUCGACAUUAAAGAAUGAAAUGCAUUAAACGCAAUCGGAUUACGCGCGUUUGGACCUUUUCUCACUUGAAACUUACGCAAAGGACCAGGAUUGGAGAAAGAGCGUGAAACGCGCCCGCAGUCCCUAACCUUUGGUUAUUACUACAGUUCAUAAAAAAUCCUUUCUGUUGUUUCCAUUGCAGCUUCACAUGAAAGUAUGUAAGAGAAUUCCUUUAGAAUGUGUAAACAAGUGCGGUGCCAAGGAUAUUCCUCGAGAAGAGGCGAGUUAUAGUGAGAAUAGAUUGCCUAAUGUGCAGGUGUGCAUGAUUACGAAGGCAGUAGAAAAAGGAAAGGCGGGAUCUGCAUUUGAAUAUGUACAAAGAAAUUUACGUUACAUAGAUGUUAAUGUGUUCGUAGCGGGGAUGGCACAGACGACCAGUGGCGCAGUAUUAGGCUGGCUUUCUGAUCGAACUCUAUCAUCGUACAGUCUAUGGAGACUGACGAGACUGGGCACAAGCCGGCCGGCACAUGGCACAUCAGAAGGGUAUACGUUGGCCCUGCAAAACCGUUAAGCAGCUAAACGAUCCUGCCAGCACAUGCUACACAAAAAUAAUGGACGCGCGGCAAAACGUGUCUCUAAUACUGUGAAAUGUUGGCCAAAUGUUUGAUGGAAAUCGGAACUUUCGUCCAACAAAAAAAAAGUUGGACGGAUGUAAUCUAUCAUGGGUUCUAAUCGGUCUUUUCAUUAUAGGACCAACAAAUGUUAUACAACAGUAAUGGAUCUUCUAGCCGCUUCUUUAGACAUAAAGACAUUGUUUUCUUUCUUUCAGCUUUCAUUUCAUCUAACCGAGUGUCCUUUGGCAAUCCUUCCCUGUUCUUAUCAAGAUAUCGGUUGCACCUUUAAGGUAGAGAGGCAUCUAUUUUCUUAAAUACUUAUGAAUGCAUCCUUUAAAGAAGGAAAUACGACGAAACAUCUCCAUUUUGCAUGGAAUCUUUCCUCUGCUUAUUACUCUAAGUAAAUGACAGUAAACCUGGCAAAAUUGGUGACCCCUCUCUCUCCAACCACAAAAGGGGCCAGUGUGAAUUCCCCUAGGCAACUCAUGACUAAUGUGAUGUCGAGAUAAAACGCAAACGUACACUGCAACAUCAAGUGCUGGAAGAGUUAUUCCUGACAGCUGUUAUUUUCUUUUCGCUGGUUAAAAAUACACUUGUUUGGUUUCACAGCUUUGAGCAUGGUAAAUGCUUUGUAUACUGAACCAGNGUUGGCCCUGCAAAACCGUUAAGCAGCUAAACGAUCCUGCCAGCACAUGCUACACAAAAAUAAUGGACGCGCGGCAAAACGUGUCUCUAAUACUGUGAAAUGUUGGCCAAAUGUUUGAUGGAAAUCGGAACUUUCGUCCAACAAAAAAAAAGUUGGACGGAUGUAAUCUAUCAUGGGUUCUAAUCGGUCUUUUCAUUAUAGGACCAACAAAUGUUAUACAACAGUAAUGGAUCUUCUAGCCGCUUCUUUAGACAUAAAGACAUUGUUUUCUUUCUUUCAGCUUUCAUUUCAUCUAACCGAGUGUCCUUUGGCAAUCCUUCCCUGUUCUUAUCAAGAUAUCGGUUGCACCUUUAAGGUAGAGAGGCAUCUAUUUUCUUAAAUACUUAUGAAUGCAUCCUUUAAAGAAGGAAAUACGACGAAACAUCUCCAUUUUGCAUGGAAUCUUUCCUCUGCUUAUUACUCUAAGUAAAUGACAGUAAACCUGGCAAAAUUGGUGACCCCUCUCUCUCCAACCACAAAAGGGGCCAGUGUGAAUUCCCCUAGGCAACUCAUGACUAAUGUGAUGUCGAGAUAAAACGCAAACGUACACUGCAACAUCAAGUGCUGGAAGAGUUAUUCCUGACAGCUGUUAUUUUCUUUUCGCUGGUUAAAAAUACACUUGUUUGGUUUCACAGCUUUGAGCAUGGUAAAUGCUUUGUAUACUGAACCAGCUGCAAAUCAGUGUCAAUAGGUAAAAAAAAAAAAAUACUAAUAUAACAUGCAUAUGGCCCAUAGGGUCCACUGUGUUGUAUUUGCAUACUUCUCACGUCAAAUACAGUUUUUGCGCGUGGCAGUUACUAUUUCUUUGACCUUUUUAAAGUUGUUGUAUUUCCUUUCCAACUCAUUUCAGGGGAAACGAGAUACGCUUGACGACCACACGAAAACCGCGGUACACACCCAUCUUGGUCUGGCAAUGCAGAAAAUCCGCGACAAUGAGAGUCGUAGUACUUGCACCAAUGGAGUAUUCAUCUGGAGAAUUAGUAACUACAAACAACAGUAUGAGCAGGCUCUUGCCUCGCCAGAGGACCUGGCGAUUUUCAGUCCGCCUUUUUACACUUCACAGUAUGGUUACAAAAUGCGGCUGAAAGCGUACCUUCAUGGGAGAGAUCGCGGGAAAUCCACCCAUCUGUCUCUGUAUAUAAUUAUAAUGAAAGGUGACUAUGAUGCUUUACUGGACUGGCCUUUCAAACAGAAGAUAACGUUUUAUCUUAUCGAUCAAGGUGAACAUAAGAACCAUAGAACACACCAACUUAGUCCUAACCGCUCAUUACCAAAUAUCAAGGUGGUUUUCAAUCGGCCAACCAUGAAGGAAAAUCUCGGGAUUGGAAACCCCUGUUUUGUCCCUCAAGAGGCGCUAGAGACUGGCGAGUUUAUUAAGGACGAUGCUCUGUUUAUCAAGGCAGUUGUCGAGCCUGCAAAGACUUCUACUUGACCUGUGUACAGUUCAACCAAAACUGGAAUGUGUGUAUAGUUCAGCGCCUUGUAAAAAGACUCCGAUUUAGAGCAGAAAGCUCUUCUUGGGAGAUGAUCACUUACUUCUGGCUAAGACGAACACAACAACAAGAUUGUCGCUACUAAAUUCUUCCUGCUUUGAAAACAAGUAACGCCCAAAGCAACACAAUUAGGCCUUCUACACGCGGUAAAACACCCUCUUUAAGUUUAAUGAGUUAAGUUGCAAUUCAUAGCUCGUCUAGAACGAACGUUUUCAGACUUCCUGAUGGCGUUGCUUUAUUAUGAUCACUGUUCAGUCGCCUCACUUUUCUGCUAGCUUGCGUGAAGAAGUUUAGGGCGCAAAAAAGAUCGGCGGCAUUGACCUCGAGGAAGGGGAAAGAGCGUGGACGUGUCCUCUGUUCCGCGCAUCACUUAUCUCGCGCGUCAUUCUUGUGCGCCUGCCUUUUCUGGGUUUCCUAGGCACAUAGUCCCACUCACUAAGUUUGGUUCGUCCCAUAAAAAGUUCGACGUUCAGCCUAGAUUUAACCUCAUGUACAUUACAAUGUCUUAUUUUUAUGCAGUUGUCAUAUCUAUAAUUUCGCAGAACUUCGGUCUCUUGCUAUAAAAGUACCUUUCUUUUUAUAUGAAGGCAAACAUAUUAAUACGAAUGCUCACAUAGAGAGUUUGUUCCUUCCCCAAGCUGCCUGUCGACAGGAUAUGGCUCCGGCCUGAUGGCCACAUUCGAAAGUCCCCUACUAGUAGUGAGCUGUGUACAUGACAUGAAAUUUUAUUUUCCACAAAAUAAUAAAUAUAUAUAAAUAUAUAUAAAUAAAAAAUAAAUGAGCCUGAACCAUUUCAAAAAUAUCA